Maniola jurtina (meadow brown) is the source of this 3145-nucleotide messenger RNA. Its product is annotated as ATP-binding cassette sub-family G member 1-like. Lineage: Eukaryota; Metazoa; Arthropoda; Insecta; Lepidoptera; Nymphalidae. Gene Ontology annotation, molecular function: ATP binding; ABC-type transporter activity; ATP hydrolysis activity. The coding region runs from base 245 to 2146 and encodes 633 amino acids. The record is from RefSeq and is a predicted model, not a curated record. Gene Ontology annotation, cellular component: plasma membrane. The transcript is spliced from 11 exons.
CCAUUCAGUCCAUGUAACCGGCUAUUGCCAGUACCAAGCCAGUACCCAGUUAGGGCCCAGCCUUGAUUCACGUUAGUCGGCACACCGCUUUAUUGAGCGGACAGCGCGUGUUUUAUGUAUGUGCGAGUGAUAAGUUCGAUAUUUGAAUUUGUAUUUGGAAUUUAUAGGUUGAUAACGACAAUUACACACUAGUGCACAAACAGCAAAGGAACUUUAAGAUGACGAAGACGUAAAAGGACCAGCAAUGGAGGCCCCAUCGCAACCCAGUGUCCCGGCAGCCUUAGGCCAAGCCCAUCUCUCCCACUUGCCUCAACGGCCGCCAGUCAACCUCGGCUUUCAAGAUCUGUCCUACACUGUCUCUAAUGGAAAAAUAUCGAAGUUAAUCUUGCGGGGAAUUAGUGGUGAAUUUCGCUCCGGCCAGCUGACGGCCAUAUUGGGACCCUCUGGAGCCGGCAAGAGCACUUUGCUCAACAUUCUUGCCGGAUACAGAGUAAAUGGAGCGUCAGGCCUCAUAACAACUAAUGGGAUCCCAAGAGACCUGAAGUUGUUCAGGAAGCUGUCUCGCUACAUCAUGCAAGAUGAUCUCCUUCAGCCUCUCAUCACGGUGCAGGAGGCGAUGGCAAUGGCGGCAGACCUCAAGCUGGGCAGUGAGAUGAGUUCACGGAGGAAGAAAAUUAUUGUAGAGGAAAUAAUCCAACUCCUUCGACUGGGCAAGGCUAGGAACACAGUGAGCGAGCGGCUAUCUGGCGGGGAGCGAAAGCGGUUGUCAAUUGCUCUGGAGCUUCUCAACAACCCGCCAGUCAUCUUCCUCGAUGAACCUACCACAGGACUGGAUGACGUGGCAUCAUCAACAUGCGUGUCUCUCCUCAAACGUGUGGCUCGUGGUGGUCGCACCGUCAUAUGCUCCCUCCACACUCCGUCCGCACGCCUCUUCGCAGUCUUCGACCACGUGUAUGUGGUGGCUGAUGGGAAAUGUGGAUACCAGGGCACGGCAGCUGGGGUUGUGCCUUUUCUGAAGGAACUGCAACUGCCUUGCCCGAAAACUUAUAAUCCUGCUGAUUUUGUCAUAGAAGUAUCAAGUGGCGAAUACGGCUCUCAUACAGAGCGCAUGGUGGCCGCAGUUGACAACGGAAGGAGUCAGAAAUGGAGGCAAUACGCAAACGAGUAUGUUUAUGAGGAGAUGGAGAUAGAGCAACUGAACACGGGAGUGGUGGAGAAGCAUAGUUAUAAGUAUGAGAGUACGCCGUGCCAGCAGUUCUAUGUGCUGUUGAAGAGGAUGAUGUUGCAGACUGUUAGAAAUAGGGGCUACCUUUGGCUGCGAGUUUGCCUUCACUUAUUCCUAGGAGCAAUAGUUGGCGCCCUGUUCAGUAGCAUGGGAUAUGAUGCUUCCAAGACACUAUUCAACUUCGGUUUCUGCUACGCUUGCAUCAUCGCCAUGUUGUAUACCACCAUGAUGCCUAUAUUGUUAGCCUAUCCAUCAGAAGUGCUGCUAGUCAAACGCGAAUACUUCAACCGAUGGUACGGCCUGAAGCCGUACUACGCUGCUCUGGUCGUCUCCCGAACUCCCGCAACCAUCUUCUUCUGCCUCAUCUACGUGGUGAUAGUGUACCCCCUCACAGCGCAGCCUAUGGAGCUGUCGAGGAUACUGAUGUUCAUAUCCAUCUGUGUCUUGACCGCCUUGAUCUCCGAGUCUCUGGGGACGCUCAUCUCUUCUACUUUAAGCGUAGUGAACUCCAUGUUCGUUGGACCAGUAGUCUCCGUGCCACUAAUGUUACUGGCUGUUUACGGCAUCGGCAGCGGUGACGAGGCUCCCCCCAUCAUCUGGAGGCUGGCGAGGGCCUGCUCCUUCAUGAGAUACGCCCUGGAAGGCCUGGUGGUGGCGGUGUACGGCCCUCCUAGAGACGAUCUCAUAUGCCCCAGUGAAGUCGAGUAUUGCGAAUAUAAGAAUCCUAGGUACUUCAUCAAAAUGAUGGGAAUGUCAGGAGUUUCCUUCUGGGUGGACUUUGGAGUGCUGAUCGCAACUCUCUUUGCCCUGAAUCUCGGCGCUUACUACCUUCUAAGGCAAAGGCUGUCUCCCAACUAUGCUUUUCGAGCCAUUAAGUAUAUUGGGAGCUUUAUUAAAACUAAAAUGAGUCUCACAAUGUAAUAGGAAAAUAUUCGGAGCCAGUGUAACUUUUCAAGUAAAAACCGACUUUCGUGGUACGCGCCGCGUCUAACGCGACAAAAAGAUAUACCUACCUACAUACUUUCAUAGUUUUCCUUAGUUUGUUCAUAAGAUAAACAGAUCCCAGAAAUCUUUUCGGAGAAAUGCAUAAGCGACAAUAGCGAUUUGCCCGGCGCUUUAGAUCUUCUGGAGGUAUCAUGAUUUAAUUGUCAGUUUGCGGUAAUAAUGUCGUAUGGGCUGCGUAUCCAGUAUGUAACCAGAACGCUAGCAAAAAUGAAGAUAAGUGAUAAUACACUGAUGAUUUCUGAUAAGAUACCAUAGCAAAAACUACAAAAAAUCUGUAUUUUUUGAAAGUGCACAAUAUAUUCCAAAUAAAACAACUGACUGACGCUAGAGGUCAACGGACGUUCCAUAAAUAUUUCACUCAAAGUCAAUGCCACGUCAUAGGUUUUGCACACUAGAAUGCGGCUUUGAGAAAUACUAAAUCACUAAAACUACAAGAUAAGGCAAAUGGUUAUUGAAUUUUUUCUAGAGUUCUGGUUACAUCCUGUGGGUAUAUAGUGCGCCUAUUAUGCAUUUCAGCGAGAAUCUCAUUGUUAAGGAAAACUAAAGUAUACUAAACAAUAUUAUGAAAAUACAUGGCGCCGCUUCCGAGCCCCUAUACUUAGCUAAGUUUAUUUAAUUUUAAAAAUUAAGCCUAAGUAAGUACAAAAGAAAGCUCUUUCAUUUUGUAGUGAGCAACAGUGAUAAAUCCUUUAAUGAUAACAUUAUUUCCAUACUUUUUACAAAAUAUAAUUGUGAUAAUUAGCAAUUUAUAGAUAAGAUUGACAGAAAAUUAAAAUAAACUGCUGUGCAAUAAAGUUAUGCCACCCCAAAAAGAAAAACCGGCCAAGUGCGAGUCAAACUCGCGCCCCGAGGUUUCCAUACUCGGGUAUUUUUCCGACAUUUUGAUGAUUUAUUCCUUUACUCGUGCUAUAAGUC